CUUCACGCUUGACGAUAAACCACCACUGCCGCCACCAUGACCGACGUCGAAAUGAAACCCGCCGAUGACAAGAAGAAAGAGGAGACCAAGAAGGAAGAGAAGAAAGAGGAACCCAAACCACAACUAACACCACUCGCAGAGAUCAAGGCGAAUGCAGCCCUAUUGGAAAGAGCAGUGUCUUCCUUUGAACCACGAUUCACCCAUCGAGUUCUGCGGACGUUGACUGCAUUGCGAAAACGUAUUGACUUUACGGUGCUGAGGAAUGCGGUUGAGGAAAUCUAUACCAAAGAUAGUCCAGUAAAGAAGGAGCUGCUUGGAUGGAUUCCAGCCGAGACGCCCCCAACCGGGGACAUGGAGAUUGACUCUUCAGCUAAAAAGACGCCGACAGCUGAGCCUGUUCCAGAGGUGGAGAUCUACCUCCGCCUCCUCAUCCUCCACCAUCUCUUGACAGCCAAAGAGAACUACCCCAAAGCUCUGGAGCUUGCAAACCAAACGGUAGAGAAGAUGCAGUCACUUAAUCGUAGGAGUAUGGACGCUAUCGCCGCCAAGGUGUGGUUCGCAGUCCAACGUGCCUAUGAACUGGGUGCAGAAUUGGCCGAUGCUCGACCACUUUUCCUCGCAGCUCAACGUACCACAGCUCUGAGGCACGACGACGAGGCGCAGGCCUCACUCAUUAACUGCAUCCUUCGAAGCUACAUUCAAUACAACCUCUACGACCAAGCCGACAAGCUCGUCUCGAAGACAACCUUCCCUGCCUCCGCAAGUAACGCCCAGUUCGCUCGUUACCACUACUACCUUGGCCGCAUCAAAGCCGUUCAAUUGAACUACAGUGAUGCCCACACCAACCUCCAACAGGCCAUUCGUCGCGCCCCACCAGGAAAAUUAGCACCUGGUUUCUACCAGGCAGUCCACAAAUACUUUGUCGUGGUCGAAUUGCUGAUGGGCGAUAUCCCCGAUCGUGCUCUGUUCCGACACCCCGUCCUCGAGAAAGCCCUCGGCGCCUACUUUGACAUUGUCAAAGCUGUCCGAACCGGUUCCCUCUCCGAAUUCCAAACCACCCUCUCCAAACACGCUGCCCAGUUCGAAGCCGACAGGACAUACACUCUCAUCGUCCGACUCCGCCAGAACGUCAUCAAGACUGGUAUUCGACGACUCUCACUGUCAUACUCGCGGAUAUCCCUGCGCGACAUCUGCGUCAAGCUCCACCUCGAUUCUGAGGAGGACGCUGAGUAUAUUGUGGGCAAGGCGAUUCGAGAUGGUGUCAUUGAGGGCAAGAUCGUGCACGAGAAGGGCUGGAUGGAGUGUGGUGUGCAGAAGAAUAACUAUGGACCAGAAGUUAGCGAGCUCUUCGGACGACGUAUCGCCUUCUGCUUGAACCUGCAUAACCAGAGUGUCAAGGCCAUGCGAUACCCACUUGAUGCUCAUAGAAAGGAGCUAGCCGCCGUUGAGAAUGCUCGUGAAAGAGAGAAGGAGUUGGCCAAAGGCAUCGCAGACGGGGAUAUUGACGAGGACGAUUUCAACCCUGAGCCUGGAUUCUAAGCACACUAAUUAUCCAUGGAAUCAAUGCUCGAAUCGAUUCGUUUGCAGAGUGAA
Molecule: messenger RNA, 1593 nt
Organism: Coprinopsis cinerea okayama7#130
Lineage: Eukaryota; Fungi; Basidiomycota; Agaricomycetes; Agaricales; Psathyrellaceae
Product: diphenol oxidase-A2
Exons: 4
Coding region: 37-1539 (500 amino acids)
Biological process (GO): ubiquitin-dependent protein catabolic process; regulation of protein catabolic process
Cellular component (GO): proteasome regulatory particle, lid subcomplex; proteasome complex
Molecular function (GO): enzyme regulator activity
Source: RefSeq, a predicted model, not a curated record